This is a messenger RNA of Phaedon cochleariae (mustard beetle), 1416 nucleotides long. The record is from the annotation of a GenBank genome assembly. NCBI's taxonomy places the organism in Eukaryota, Metazoa, Arthropoda, Insecta, Coleoptera, Chrysomelidae.
AUGGAGCAAGAAGAACCAAUACAUCAAGGAAUUUUGUUGAUACCACCUGUUGGAAAAUUACUCAAAAAAUCCUGGCAACAAAAGUACUGCUUGCUUUUCAAAGCCAGCAAAUUCGGAGUGGAAAGGUUAGAGGUUUAUGAUACAGUAGACUCCAAAGAAUGCAAAAUAAUCACCUUGGAGGAUUGCAUAAAAGUUCAAUCCAAAACAACGACCAUUUUGGGCAUAACAACAAGAAUAUCUAGCUAUGAGUUUGGUGCUCUGCAUGAGCAGUCUAUGAACCAGUGGCUGAGUGCCAUUCAGUCAGUAGCAUUUCCUGAUGAAAUUUCAAAGAUUGGGAGUAUUGAAGAGGACAAUGACUUGUACUGUUCAUCUGGUGAAGGUGUUUUCAAUGUUAAACUCCAUCCAUCUCCUGUGUCACAAAGAUGCUGCUUGGAGAGUAAAAAUUAUACCUUAGUUCUAACCUCAGCUGCCUUACAGCUGAAGAACAUUGUGGAUGGUAAAUUAUUGUUCACAUGGCCAUAUUGUUUCAUCAGGCGAUAUGGGUAUAAGUCUGGGAAAUUCACAUUUGAAGCUGGUAGGAAGUGUGAAUCUGGUGAAGGGACAUUCUUCCUUGAGCAUCCAAAUCAACAAGAAAUAUUCAGGUGUCUCGCCACCAAGAUGAAGUCCAUGAGGAAACUCCUCUCGGGCGAAUCGUCCCCACCGAUCCUCGACUGCGGAGACGCGCAACUCCACGCCGCCCUAUCCAUGGAGGCAAGAUCCCGAACCCCUCUCCCGCCCUCCCCCACCGUCCCAUCUGCCUCCAUAACCGACUCCCCAAUCUCCACCAUCUCCACCAAAUCCCAACUCGGCCUCAACAAGCCGAAACCCGAAGCGAAACCAGCGCUGAAAUUGAAACCGGCCAAACCGCCCAGGAAGUUCGUCACGGCCCCCAAACUGAGCCCCGAGCCUGAAGAUUUCGCCUAUGAGCCUGUCACCAGGAAAUACGACGAGGUGGAGAUCCGGAAUAACGCCUGGCAGACGUUGGGCAUCGAGUCUCCCAACCAUAUGGAGCAGAUCACAGAGGACGAGGAGCAGAAUUACAUGUCUUGGGGGGAGGUUAGGAGGGGUAUCGAGGCGGUCAAACAGCCUCUGGCGCCCUCUAUUAUACCGCAGAACGUGCCGACGGAGAAUGACAGCGCGCAGUAUGACAAGCUCAACUUUUUCGGAUCGUCCAGUAAGCUGAAUUUCAACUCGCCUUACAAACAGGUGUUUCCCAUUCCUGUGAACCCUGUGGAGCCGCCUUCUUACAAUGAAUAUGAUGAGGUACAGUGUCUCCAGAAUGAAAUUAGUGUUGAAGAUAAGAGAAAAGCGGAUGUGGCCCAUCACUUCCAUAAUGAGGAACCCUAUGCUGUUAUCAGUAAGCCAAAAAGAGUCUAG